Molecule: messenger RNA, 1536 nt
Organism: Schistosoma spindalis
Lineage: Eukaryota; Metazoa; Platyhelminthes; Trematoda; Strigeidida; Schistosomatidae
Source: the annotation of a GenBank genome assembly
AUGAAGGUUUCCUGUAGGUUGGUGAGCCAAAGCGCCAUGUUUGUCGUUGAUCGUCCCAAGGUUCUUGAGUUGUUCGUUUACACCAGAGAUAAGUGCGAAGAAGUGGGAGACGAAUAUAAAAAGAUCUUAUAUUUUUUUCCUAACGAAAAAUCACUGGAUGAUAAGCUGAAUUCUAUUGGAUUAUCUGAAGCUAUUUCAACUUUUACAAAUUCUUUCAAUUCGCCAUGUACAUCAAUACGUACGAAAAAUACGAAAAGACUUUUCAAAAGUUUAACGCCCAGUAUACAAAUUGUAAUUGUUAUCUCAGUACCUUCUAUUGUGAGUUCAACAAAUGAUAAUCUAGUUGAGAAUGAUUAUUUACACAAUGAAAUUAUUGAUUCAGUCUUGUCUAUUGCCUGUGAAACUUUUGAACUGUUCCAUGGAAAAUUUACUGAGAUCGUUAAAACUUAUGAUUAUGAAAUAUUAAAGGCUAAAUUAGAGCACUUCUUUUCUCGAUAUUUACGUACUAUGCUUUUCGAAUACUGUGAUAUAUUGGAUUGUUUCAACGGAAUUCAAUUUAUAUCGAUUGAACCAACUGAUUUUGGUCGUGUUCAUGGCCUUGUUAACAGAAUUGGAUAUAGUUUUAAUUGUACUGAACAUUCAGCGUUUUUCUUUGAAGGUAGACUUAUAUAUUCUACUUUGGAUCUAACCUAUGUUCGUCAUAUUUAUCACUAUUUGAAUUCGUUUCUAUUUAUUGAACAACCAGAUUUAACACAUGCGACUACUAUGAAAACAAAAUCUAAACAUUUAGGAAGAUAUCUUGUUGGUCCAAAGGACUUAUCUGAUUUGUCCCAGCAAAUUAAAUGUCCAUUAAUUUGUGCCCCAGGUUCCCACUUACCCAAUUGUCAAUUAAUUACCUAUCAGGCUUUAAGAGCUGUUCUUUGUUUACUUAUUAAAGGUACUGAUCCUAUUCCGAUGGAGUUUUUUGUGGAAUUCGAUAGAAUGGUUGGUCCACGUUUAACUUUGUUAGCCGAGCGUUUAGCAUCAAAUCAGACUUGUUCAUUUAUGGAUGGUAGCAUCUUCCCUUUACACUUGAUGGAGAAUACAACAGAUAUUAAUUCACAUACUCUACCAACACUUGGCAAUCUUACAAUCAAUGAAGAAGGAGUAAGUAAUGCAAUCGAAGAUUUGAAUUAUGUUGAUUCACCGUUAUCAUCUCUUUAUUCAAAUCGUUUCAUUUAUUGGAAUUCAUCAACUUGCUCUGUUAUGACAACUUUACACUUUUACACUGGGUCUGGUAAGCGGCCGAUUAAAGGGGUGAAAUCAAUUCUAGACGCUAUGGUGAAUCUACGUGAGGAAUUUUCUCUGAGACCUAAUUCAUGGCAUGAAGAAAUCGCUGUUAGGCUAGAUUCACACUGUUGGAUUGUCUGUAGGCGAUCUAAUGGGCGUGAAUUAUACAUGGUAUUCACAAUUAAACAAGAAAGUUUACAUAAAUUAGCGGAAGCUAUACGACAUGUGUAUGAGACAACGUUUCGAGGUUUAUUUCUAUUGGACUGA